AUGUCUGGCAUCACCGCCGUGUCCACGAAGGCGGCCUUGCCGUACGUCGUGGUGGCCCGGGAGAAAGCGUGGUACGCGGUGGACCUGCAGCUGUUGCAGUUCAUAACUGAUGAUUUGCAACACAGCGGAGGCACGUUCACAUCUGCCAUCCACGUGUGGGCCAAGCAGCACCCAGGGCGCGAGCAGCAAAACCUCAUCCUGGGCGACUUCAUGACGCAGACAGACAACACGCGCGUGCGUCUGGAGGACGCCUGGUACAUGCACAAUGCAAUUCGUCUGGCAGGAGCCAACGCUGAGAGUAUUGAGUGGUCUUUCACGGAGAGCGGAAUAGAGCGCGCCCUUACGAAUAUUGCGGCAUGCGUGCGAAGGGCGCACCUGGCGCGCAUCGCGGAGCACGUGCGGACGUGCCCGAAAUGCGUUGACAAGCUCGGCCUGGAGUUGGAGUUGUACACUGGCUGCCAACGGAAUGCCCCCACGAAACAAUUCUUUUGCAAGUUCUGCCGCCCGUCCAAGAUAGAGCAAGCGCACUUGCUACCCCAGAAGGAGAUCUUGGGCGUCGCUCCUCCAGGACCGGCCGCUGACGGCGACUCCGCGCUGCGGUACGUGGUGAGCUGCUACGACCCCGAUUUGCCAGAACGCCCCUUCGAGGUGCACUUGCCGCGAGCCGAGGUGGAGAAGGACUUGUUGGCGAAGUUCGAGAAGUCGCUGCUUCGGAGCCGGGGCGAUCACGGCAACAAGAAGUCGCGCCCGGCGUGGAUCAAGGGAAGCCGGCAAUUUGCGCGCUGGCUGAGGAAACAGGCGCCGGCUUGUGAGCCGGCCAGCUCGGUCGCGGCGAGCAAUGGCGGAUGGCUUGCUCUGGACAGCAAGCAGGAGGAAGCUAUCCAGGCGUGCGGCGUUGACAAACUCCACGGGAGCAACAAAGUCAGACGCUGCACUGGAGGCAUCGUGACAGCAGUAACAUCGUGCGGCAUGCUGGUGGACUGGAUGGAGCUCUUCCGGGGCGAGUCCAUCGAGCUGCUAUAUGCGUUCGCGCUGCGGCUUCACAAGGAUGGCCGCGAGCUGGGCUUCGUCAUUGCGGCCCUGGGGUACGACAAUGCGUGCAAGCUUCUGUCACUUGCCCGGGCGAAGGAAACGCAGUUCCUACCAUGGACGAAGUCUUUCGUGGAGGAAGUGCGGAUGGUGUUGGACAGGUUCCACCGGGACAACCACACUUGGUGUUUGAACAACAUGCCAGAAGUGGACCCCCUGAGGCCAGAUAAUGCCAAGUUGUUGGACAAGAAAAACACGGAGGCAUGUGAGCAGUUGAACUCUUGGAUCAGCGGGAGGACACGGAGUGGCCUCGAGAUGACGCGGGGGCACUUCCAGAUGCACUGGUGGAUCCUUUUUGACGCCCACAACCAAUGGCUCGAGCGAGAAGCGGCAUGCGAGCGCAGGCGUUGCGAGGCGGGGCCCAUGCAGCGCCGGGAGAGUCGCCGCCCGGGUCGCGGCGCAGACGCAAGCCAACAGUUGCCAGCAAUGACGAAAGGAGAAAUCCGGACCUUGUACCGCAUCCUGGAGAACCAGAACCCGUUCCCCGAAGAAGCUGCGCGCCGGGCGACGCCACUCAUGUGGAAGGUGGCCUCGGCGCUGGGCAAGGCGACAUCUCUGCACGCUUCGUGUGUCUACGUCCACCUCAUGAUUCUGGUAGCCACAACGCUUGGGGCAGUUCAACUCAGGUACGGUGGCAUACUAUCCCGACACUGCAACUUGCUCAUGCUACAGCAUGGCGAACCUGGCGACGGAAAAUCAAUCGCCCUCUGGCUGGACGUGCAGGUGUUAGGAUUCUACGACAUGAUACGGGAGAGGCGCUCCAAGAAGAAGUACGAGGAUGCCGCCCAGAAGCACAAGGACGACCCAGACAAUAACCCAGAGCCAGCAAAAGAACACGCCAAAGACACGAUCUUCAACAAGGGUACCUUCAUCGGUCUCGGGAACUUCAUGCAGGCGCAAGGGGAAACGGCGUUUCUCGCGCUGCACGAGGGGAAGACGUGGCUACCGCAGACCUUCGACAACGGGCCAGGCGGCGGCAUCGAUGAUCUGAACCAGAUUCACGAUCAUGAUCUGUACAAGAACCACCCUGGGAACACGCAGAACCGUUUCUUGGUGCGGAACCCGCACUUGUGCGGUGCGGUCAUGAUGCACAUUGAGGAAGUGUACGAGCAAGCACAGAAGCCCGACACAACAGCAGGCAUGAUGAGAUUCCUGAUCGGCCACUUCACCGCCGUCGUGAACAAGAUCCUACCCGAUGCACCAGCACCUCAGGUGGCGCGCCUCCUGGAGGACGAUCCAGAUUACUUCAACGACUUGGAAUACGACCAUGUAGUGACCGCUAUCGGGAAGGUUAUGCUGACGGCCUCGGCGCUGUACGUACGGGGAGAGGAGCGCCCGGACGAGAAGAACAAGAAGAACAGGUACUCCAAGGUGCGUGGGACGCAAUUUCUGCCGUGGGCUGAGGACGUGAUGGAGCACUUCCGCAAGCAAUUCAACUCGGCUGCGGACUACGUGCGGGAGGAGGCGCGCGCGUCGAAGGGCGCGGACGAAGACAGUGGAUAUGCCACUGCGCGGAAGGACAUGACGAGGACGCUCCAGUUCAUCCCGCCUUUGGACAUAGGCGAGAAGGUCAUCGACUACUUGCUGCAGAAGGCUGGCAAGACGCCGGACAUGAUCAGGGAGAUGACCGGCGAGGAGAUCGUGAACUGCCUCGGGGAGGGCGAGGUGCCUCUUGACUUCGUGGACUCCGUGGACCGGGUCGCCGUCGCCCCGGAGAUUCAGGGGCCAGCGCCGCAUUUCCGGAACCCUUUGUCCUCUGGGUCCCAGGGCCAGCCCGCGCAG
Prorocentrum cordatum is the source of this 2871-nucleotide messenger RNA. NCBI's taxonomy places the organism in Eukaryota, Dinophyceae, Prorocentrales, Prorocentraceae. The record is from the annotation of a GenBank genome assembly.